AUGACGUACCUUGACGAUGAGUCAACUUCGGAAGCGUGCUUAGCGAUCGAGGAUGAGAGGACGAGUUCCAUAGCUCCUGCCUGCUCAGACGCUGAAGAAGUGGAGAAGCUUGUAAAGCAGGUGUACCAAACUGCCUCAGCCAGGGCAUACGUAGAAUUUCGACGCCAAGAAUACGUUAAGGGUUGGAAUUCGGCUAAAAAUAUGCCUAUCUGUGGUUUUGUUUCUGAUAAUAUUAUCGAUAGUCGGUAUAACUGCCUACAUAAUUUAUAUCAGACAUUCGUCAACGAUGUCCGGCUAUUUAAAGCUGUUAUCACCCGAUUUGCAAAUGAGUUAAGGAAAGAAGUGAAUAAAAUUUUCAAAAUUAUUUUUCGGGAAGAGGUAACAUCCGCUGUUGAUCGAAAUAAGUUGGAAGCUCGUCUAGAAUUAGAAAUACGAAAUAUCAAAGAAAAAAACAAAAAAUAUGCCGACUAUCUCGCAUCGCUCAGUGAGGACGAAAAGGAUAAGGAAGAAGAAGUAUAUGAAGAGUUUCUUAACAAGAACGAUAAUUUUUUGUCGAUGUUAAUGUCCGCGGAAGAACUCCAAGUCGAGUUGGAGUGGAAGUUUAGAGAGGAGUUCAAGAAGGAAUCCCUUAAGGAGGGUAACCAUAAUGUGCAACGGCUUCCCGACUUGUCAUUACCGACCUUCUCAGUUGCUGGAUUGGAUGUAGAAUACGACUAUCCGGGAUUUUUGGUGACCAAACCCGAGGUGGAAGUUGCAUACAUAAAGCCUCUCCCUACAAAUGAAUAUCUUGAAGGCAAUGCAUUAAGUAAAGAUUUUAGUUAUGAUCUCCCAGUGGAAGUCGCCCAAUCAUUCCUUGUCAAAGGAUAUGAAAAGAUCUCAGCAGUUCUUGAUGAAGAUUGGGACUCUUACGGGGUGCAUAUUGAUUUAACAUAG
Messenger RNA from Enterobius vermicularis (human pinworm), 933 nucleotides. Lineage: Eukaryota; Metazoa; Nematoda; Chromadorea; Rhabditida; Oxyuridae. The record is from the annotation of a GenBank genome assembly.